Molecule: messenger RNA, 1155 nt
Organism: Cladophialophora yegresii CBS 114405
Lineage: Eukaryota; Fungi; Ascomycota; Eurotiomycetes; Chaetothyriales; Herpotrichiellaceae
Product: alpha-methylacyl-CoA racemase
Exons: 2
Coding region: 1-1155 (384 amino acids)
Molecular function (GO): catalytic activity
Source: RefSeq, a predicted model, not a curated record
AUGGCCACCACCAGCCAACCACCACUGACGGGGCUCAGAGUACUCGAGCUCGGCGGCCUAGCUCCAGGUCCCUUCUGCGGCGUCCUCCUCGCGAACUGGGGCGCCAGCGUGCUGCGCAUCGACCGGCCCGGCCCCGCGGGGGCGAGCAACGACCUCCUGACGAGCCACAAGUCGUCCAUCGCGCUGGACCUGAAGAGUGAAGCCUCCGUGGCUCUCUUCCUCUCGCUGAUCCCCAACGCCGACGUGCUCAUCGACCCGUUCCGGCCGGGCGUGCUGGAGAAGCUGGGCCUCGACCCCAACACCGUGCUGCUGAAGAAGAACCCGCGGCUCAUCGUCGUGCGGUUGACGGGAUUCCGCCGCGACGGGAAAUACUCGGCCAUGGCGGGCCACGACAUCAAUUACCUCGCCGUGUCGGGCGUGUUGGGCAUGCUGGGCGCGCGGGGCCAGCCGCCGUUGCCCCCGGGCAAUAUCCUCGCGGACUUUGCGGGUGGGGGCCACGCAGCGUUCACGGGCGUGCUGCUCGCUCUGAUCCACAGGUCGACAAGCGGCAAGGGCCAGGUCGUCGAGGCCAACAUGGUCGAUGGGGUGAGCUACCUGGGCACUUUUCCCAGACUGUUGACCAAAGCGCCCAUGUGGAGUGGCGAGCGCGGGACGAACACCCUGGACGGCGGCGCGCCGUACUACGGCUGCUAUGAGUGCAAGGACGCCGGCAAGUACAUGUCUGUGGGCGCGUUGGAGCCGCAAUUCUGGACAGAAUUGCUGCGAGGGCUGCAGUUGACCGAGCAGGACGUCGUGCCGGGGAAGCUCGACCGGCUGGAUAAGCGCUCGUGGCCGUACAUGCGCGAGGUGUUCACGCAGCGGUUCAGGUCCAAGACGCGCAAGGAGUGGGAGGCCAUCUUUGACGGCACGGACGCCUGUUGUGCGCCGGUGCUCGAACACGCCGAGAUGGAGGCCGCGGGAUAUGAGCAUAGGCCGAUCGUCGGACUCACGGGAUCGCCCGCCAGAAAGAUCGAUAUGCCGUGGGAGGGCAGGGCAUUGGCGCCGGGCGAGGGUGGUGAAGAGACGCUGCGGGAAUGGAUGGGCUGGAGAAAGGGCAAGGACUACGACGUCUCGGCGAAGGGAGCCUUCGAGAAGAGAGAAAAGGGCAGACUAUAA